CCAUUUGCCUGCUCUCGUCUCUUCACGGGCAUCUCCAACGGAACAAAUGAGGCCUCUUCCUCCACUUCCAUUGGCAUUUCCACUUCACCCUUCCACGUCCCAGCCUCCACAGUUAAGUCUUCUCCUCGUCCUCUCGUCUGUACUCAGUCCCAUACAAGUAUUGAUUUUCCUCUCACUCUCAUUAAUGGUUCGGAUGUAACUUCACACACUGCAACUACCUCCACUGAUUUCAUCUCGCUUGGCCGGGCAGUUAAUACCAAGGCCAAUUCACUAGAUCAGGCAAUCAUACCAAGCACCGGUGAUGGACCAUUCGUGACGAGGCACGUAGCUACCACAUCUUCAAGCGUCAAUUCCUCAUUUAAUGCUUCUGUUGCAGGACGAAGCAGUGGCUGCAGCUAUGCUCAAGAAGUGAAGUACGGUUCAGGGGGAGUUGGGAGCUCCGGCUUGUCUGCACCAAGCCUGGAUGCGGACAGUCUGGUACGCCAGACUGCACGCGCUACUGUUUGGAAUCGUGUGCUAGCCGCAGAGGCGGCGGCCGCCGCCCGCCGAGCUGCUGCAGAACAGGCUGAGCGGACGGCCCUUUUAACAGCAGCAGCCGCUGCGGCGACUGCAGCCAGCUCAGCUGCUGCCGGUGGUGGAAUCUGUGGAGGCGCUUCUGUUGGUGGUUCUUGUUCAUCACUACCACCGGGUACCCUAGCUCUUCAAGCUUCAACUUUCUUGUCAUCUGGAUUUGGCCAUCAGGCAUUCACACAAGCCAUUGGAUUUUCCCAACAUCAAUUGCAUCUGGCUCUGCAGCAGCCGCAGCACCAGCUUAUGGGAUCUAGCAUGGAUUUGAUGACACAACAACAAAAUCACCAUUUCCAGCAACAGCAACAAUUACUUCGUCAGCAUAUCCAACUGAUACGUAGUGGUAGUCGCUUCUCCUGGCUAUCGGCCGAUGUGUUGACCAAUCCAUUGAUUUUUGGCCUUCCUGGCGCUCCUAUGGUACCAGCCAUUCUUAAAUCGAUGCCUGUGCUCUCCUUCCCCCCUAGAGCUCAGCCACAUCUAUCGGCCCGUCGAGUGAUUCAAGUUGGGAGAGAUGCCAAUUGGCGACAAGUGUGCUUUGGUCUGGGGCGACGUCGCCGUCAGUUUCUGCAACAGGCUCGUGCGUUUCUUAUCGACCAUCCCAGGAUACGCGGUCGCUUUUAUCGGAAUAACCAACAUUCUCUUAAGUCAGCAGGCUGCUCAGCUACAAUUAGAGCAAAUUCUCCAAUCGACUCUGCUUCACUCCUUAAUCAAAUCGCUCUUGGAAUUCGUCAACUUAAACCAGAAGAAAAAGAAGUCGGGGCUGAACUUGAAAGUGAGAUAAAGGAAGAGGAUGAAAGCGAAACAGAGGACGUUACUGAAGAUGUAGAAAACAAGGUUAAGGACAUUGAGAGCGAAGUGAUGCAGAUUGAAGGAAAAGCGUUUAGUGAGAUGGGCCGCUUGGUCGUCAAACCCGAAAAUCAUUUAUACAAGCCGAUGAACAAAAAGGCUAUAGUUGAGCGAUUCAAUUCUGGGACAAAUUCUAACCGUCGCUUUCCAGCAACCACUAUAUUUGCCGCUAAUGGUACCCCUAACACACGCUACUCUGCGCCCAGACCGGCCAAGCAGUGCUCAUUCAAUGGAAAUACAAUUUUGCCUAGUCUCACUAAAACAGACAGCUUUUCUCCUAUCACAGGCUUGACCGUGUCUCGACCCUCAGGUAUUGUUUAUUCGACAGGAGUGAACAAAGAGAACAGACGACCAAUUUCUUGA
Molecule: messenger RNA, 1776 nt
Organism: Protopolystoma xenopodis
Lineage: Eukaryota; Metazoa; Platyhelminthes; Monogenea; Polystomatidea; Polystomatidae
Source: the annotation of a GenBank genome assembly